Molecule: messenger RNA, 2283 nt
Organism: Fusarium venenatum
Lineage: Eukaryota; Fungi; Ascomycota; Sordariomycetes; Hypocreales; Nectriaceae
Product: cation transport protein-domain-containing protein
Biological process (GO): potassium ion import across plasma membrane; intracellular potassium ion homeostasis
Cellular component (GO): plasma membrane
Molecular function (GO): high-affinity potassium ion transmembrane transporter activity
Source: RefSeq, a predicted model, not a curated record
AUGUUUGAAUUCAUUAAGAAUCGUUGGCAGGACCUCCGUGAGGAGCAUCCGCGCCUUGAUGCGGUAGCUACAAAGGUUUGGAUGGUAGUUCCGCCCAUCAACUUCAUCACCAUUCACUACGCCUAUUUUAUUUUCGGCUCACUCAUAUUCUCUGUCAUUUUCUGGGGAUCGAGUCAUCCAAGUCAAAGUAUUCCCUAUAUCGAUUGUCUGUUCCUCGUCGUGUCCUCCUUUUGUGACACAGGCCUAAACACAGUCAAUCUUUCCGAACUCACAACAUGGCAGCAGGUUCUGCUAUAUAUUCUGUUUAUUCUCGGAAGUGCACUUUGGGUCUCGUUUUGGACUGUUAUGGCACGAAAACAUGCUUUUGAGAAACGUUUUGAGGAUAUUGUCAGGAUAGAACGAGAGGCGAGGAAGCGACGCGCUGCAUUGAGGCGCUCCAAACCACUUGGGAAAUUUCUCUCAUUCGACAAGUACAAAACAUCACCUGCAUCUACAGGAACCUCUAGUAUUCUACCAGGCCUGGGCACCAAACAGAAAAGCGUGACCGAGAAAACCGACACAAACACAAACGAUCUGUUUACCACGACUAAGCCUAUACGCCGAGCAGUGACAGCUCCCGAGGACUCUAUAUCCUCCGACUCCGAUGACAAUGAUAGCAACAGAACACACGUGGCAGCAUCAUCGCGCAUACCUCCUCCAACUUCUAGUUCCGGUGAUCAUAUACAGUUUGCUGAUAACUUAUCACCUCGAAGUGGCGGUAGAGACAGUAUCUCUAUUUACCGACGGAAUGACGAUAAUGAACUCGGCCGACAUCCUUCAGCAGCAUCUGUAGCCGAUAGCGACGAAUCAGAAGACUUUCUCUUACACUGGAAGAAGAUUCUUGGCAGCCACAACACAAGCAAGAGAGGUCAGUUCUACGACCUUUCGUCCGAUGAGCGUGAAGCCUUGGGUGGCUGUGAGUACCGUGCGCUCAAGGUUAUGUCCGUCACUGUCCCUCUUUACGGCUUUGCAUGGCAGGCCAUAUGCGGCAUUGCCUUGGGUGCUUGGAUAAACAACAACCGGCCGUCCGCGGCGACGGUGAAUGGCCAGAAUCCUUGGUGGAGCGGUAUCUUCCUUUCUGCUUCGGCGUUUAACAAUGCAGGCAUGUCACUCAAUGACGCAGGCAUGUCUGCUUUCCAAGAUGGCUAUUUCGUCUUGAUUGUUGUGGGUAUCCUGAUCUUGGCUGGUAAUACAGCCUAUCCUCUACUUCUGAGAUUUUCCCUCUGGUGCAGUCUCCGAGUGCUACAAUUGACGACUCAGCCCAAGACACUUGGGCCAUGGAAGGAAACCAUCGAAUUCAUUCUUAAGUACCCCCGUCGAGUUUACACGACCCUUUUCCCAUCGGGUGCAACCUGGUGGCUGUUCCUUGUUAUUUUUGUCAUCAACACAAUUGACUGGGUGGCUUUCGAAGUUUUGAACAUUGGCAAUAAGGUCGUGGAGAGCAUGCCUGUAUCUGACCGCAUCAUUGCUGGAUGGUUCCAAGCAAUCGCUGUUCGCGCUGCUGGCUUCGCUGUUGUCUCCAUUGGAAGUCUUUACCCUGCUGUCCAACUGUUGUACAUGAUCAUGAUGUACGUCUCCGUGUAUCCCGUUUCGAUCACGAUGCGUCACUCCAAUGUUUAUGAAGAGCGAUCCCUCGGCAUCUACGAGGAUGACCCGCAAGUCUUGGAAGCAGAGAACGGAACUGGCCAUCUUCCCCCAAUCUCAGAAGUGCCAGAAAAACCGGCGCUGCGACGAAGAGUCACAGCUGCAGCCCAGAAAACAGUAAAGAAAUCCAUGACCUUCCAUGGUGUUGGUGUGCGGCCUCCGCCUAAAGGACCGGACGACAAUUCUCGUAUUUCAUUCAUUGCUCAGCAGAUGCGUGGACAGCUUGCGCACGAUCUGUGGUGGCUUAUUCUCCCUGUCCUUAUCAUUAUGAUUAUCGAAACCGACAACUUUAUCGAACAGCCUCUUGCUUACAGUAUCUUCAACGUGCUGUUUGAGGUUAUUUCUGCUUAUGGAUGUGUUGGAUUGUCUGUUGGAGCCCCAGGUCAAAGCUACAGCCUGGCAGGAGGCAUGCACACGGGCAGUAAAUUCGUACUUUGUUUAGUCAUUCUUCGAGGUCGGCACCGCGGUCUACCUGUUGCGUUGGACAAGGCUGUCCGGCUACCAGGAGAGAAGCUGGCUCGUGAAGAGGAAGAAGACUCGAAAAUUAGAAGAACAAACACAAUGUUCAGGAUGGCCAGUCGAGAAAACAGGGCGGUUUAA